AUGUUUUCAGCCCAUUCGGAAGUAUGCGGUGAGGGCGCUCCAGUCAUCGAGCAAGAGGUUUUUUUAGGAUGGCUGAGAGGGUGCCAUGAUCUCAUGGUGUCGAUGAAGUGCUUAGCUGAGAUUACUGAGUUGGUGCGGAAGCGAGGGAAGCAGGACUUGCCUGGUCUGCCGGUAAUAAUCAGCCCGGCCAAUUUGGCCGAGGAGGCACGCGUGCUUACCAGUCAAGCUAGGCUGGCAGGAUUACUGAGCGAGUAUGACGACCUGCUGGCCCCUGCCAUCGUCCUGGAUGAGCUGGAAACCUGUCACGGAAGUGUGAUCUGGGACAUGGAUACGCUGUCCAUUUCCUUCCGGAAAGUGAGGGCAGCAUUGAGAGAGUGGAGCAAUGCUUCCAUCGCAUUGAAUACUGGAAACAUAGAUUAA
This is a messenger RNA of Postia placenta MAD-698-R-SB12, 420 nucleotides long. RefSeq lists its product as hypothetical. The transcript is spliced from 4 exons. Lineage: Eukaryota; Fungi; Basidiomycota; Agaricomycetes; Polyporales; Adustoporiaceae. Bases 1 to 420 code for a protein of 139 amino acids. The record is from RefSeq and is a predicted model, not a curated record.